Molecule: messenger RNA, 6185 nt
Organism: Austrofundulus limnaeus
Lineage: Eukaryota; Metazoa; Chordata; Actinopteri; Cyprinodontiformes; Rivulidae
Gene: mcf2b
Product: MCF.2 cell line derived transforming sequence b
Exons: 26
Coding region: 146-3208 (1020 amino acids)
Biological process (GO): dendrite development
Cellular component (GO): cytoplasm
Molecular function (GO): guanyl-nucleotide exchange factor activity
Source: RefSeq, a predicted model, not a curated record
AGGCGCGCACUCUCAGCUCGGCUCGGCUCGGCCCGCCCGGACACUGCAGAGGACGGAACCGACACCUCACUGCGGCUGCUCGCUCCAGGACACCACGUCACUCCUCCGGGCCAGAACCGACAACACCGGACGCUGAGGAGCCACCAUGGCGGAGUCCAACCCGAGCUGGGGGUUCCCCCGUCUGCGGCGGGCCGCGACUUCUUUUCCUGGCAAUCUGCAUUUGGUUCUGGUGCUCCGCCCCUCUGGCUUGUUAAGCUCCACCCCCAGUCCAUCCUCGAGCACUGACCUGGGCUGUCGCUUCAGCCAGGAUGACUUCCUGCUAAAGAUGCCGGUGGUGAUGCUGCGCUCAGUCAGUGACCUGCUGCGCUACAUCGAUGAACACCACCUGGCCUCAGACUUCACGGCGAAAGUGGAAUGUUGUCAAAGCGACUGGGUCAUCCUGCGCUCGUCCAUUGAGACGUUUGCGGUGACAGUGAAGGAGAUCGCCCAGCUGCUUCAAGGUUUUGGUUCGGAGCUGUCCGACGCAGAACUUCCAGAUGAAGCGAACGCCAUCGAGUUCCUGGUGCACUCGCACACCCACCGCUACAGACAGAUGAAGGAUGAUAUCCGUGGCGUGCUGAAGGAAGGACGGCUGCUGUUGUCCAACCUGGAGACAGUCAAAGCUGCUAAGAGGGACGUAGGCGAAGAACGAGAGAUCCAGUCUGACAUGGACACUGUUCAGAGGCUGAUAGCACAGCUCAGAGAUAUGGAGGAGGCAUUCGAUGGUUUCUUUGACAAACACCAUCUGAAGCUGCAGCAGUACCUCCAGCUGCUGCUCUAUGAAACCAGCUUUCAGCAGAUGGACGAGGUGCUGGAGUGUCUCUCUGCCCGAGAGAAGGAGAUUGCCUCAGUGGGAACCACAGUGGUCCAGACAGAGCAGCUUCUUAAAGAUUUGGACACUCUGGACAAACAUGCUGAGGAGGAGAUGGCUCGAGCCCAGGUGGUGAUCCUGCACGGUCACCAGUUGGCUGCCAAUCACCACUACGCUUUGGCUCUAAUCAUCCAGCGCUGCAACGAGCUGCGACAUCACUGUGAUGUCAUCAGCACCGCCAUCCGCUCCAAGAGGGCCUCUCUAACCCGAACACGAGACCUGCUGCUGCGCCUCGAAGAGUCGCUGCGUUGGUGCGACGAGGGCGCCUACCUGCUCGCGAGCCAGAUGGUGGACAGGUUUCAAACCAGAGAGGGAGCCCAGGAGGCUCUGCAGUACCUGAGCAGCCACCAGGAGAGGGCGCCGUCUGCACUGAGGAGCAGUCAGGACAUCCUGAGCCUGGACUUUGAAGCUGUCCUCACCCCGCAGCUGCAGUCCCAGGUGGCCAUGGUCACAGAGAAGCUGAACUCGGUCCAGUCCAUGAUUCGAAACAGAGAGCAGUGUCUGAAGAAGCUGGCAGAUGUGCAGGUUCGGCCCAUUCAGCUGGUGGCUCCUCGACCCGAACCAGACCAGACGGUGCUGCGCUGCAAGUCUCCUCUGUUCUCCCCCAAACACGGUGUUGACUUUAACGUCUUGAACUCAAAGUUCUCAUUUGACCUGCUUCCUGGUAAAAAGGCAGCCAGGAGGAACAACAGCCAGCGCAAGAUUGAGGUGAUGCAUGAUUACCAGGGUAACCGCAGCUGUCUGUACGGUCCCAACCCUGAAACGGACUCAGAGGCCGAGGACAAUCCAGAGCAGGUGACACGCCACAUUAUGAAGGAGCUGAUAGCUACAGAGAGGAUCUAUGUGGAUGAGCUGCUGUCUGUCCUUUUGGGCUACAGGGCAGAAAUGGAGGACCCCUCCAUUGCUAAUCUUCUUCCCUCGGCUCUCCGCAGCCAGAAGGAUGUUCUGUUUGGCAACAUGCCAGAGGUUUACCAGUUCCACAGCAGGAUCUUCCUCCAAGAUCUGCAGGGUUGCCUGGAGACCCCGGAGAGGGUGGGGAUGUGCUUUCUGCAACGGAAGGAGAAGUUCCAGGUGUACGAGCGUUACUGCCAAAACAAACCGUGCUCUGAGCUGCUGUGGAGACAGUGCUCCGAGUCACCCUUCUUUCAGGAGUGCCAGAAGAAACUGGACCACAAGUUGGGUCUCGAUUCCUACCUCCUGAAACCAAUCCAGCGCCUCACCAAGUACCAGCUGCUGCUGAAGGAGCUGCUGAAGCACUGCGUGGAGGAGCAGUUCCGCUGCGAGCUGCAGGAGGCUCUGGACUCCAUGCUGGAGCUGCUCAAGUCUGUCAACGACUCCAUGCAUCAGAUAGCCAUCACUGGAUAUCAGGUGCUACACACUCAGGGUGAUCUCAGCCAGCUGGGCCGUGUAAUCCUCCAAGGAAGCUUCAGCGUGUGGAUCAGCCACAAACGGGCAGCGGUGCGGAUGAAGGAGCUGGCCAGAUUCAAGCCCAUGCAGCGGCAUCUCUUCCUCUACGAGCACGCUCUGCUCUUCUGCAAGAGGAGGGACGAAGACAGCCAUGACAGGACGCCUUUCUACAGCUUCAAGUCCUGCCUCAGAAUGAGCUCAGUGGGAAUCACAGAAAACGUGAAAGGAGACAUGAAGAAGUUUGAGAUCUGUUACAGUGGCAGGGAGGUGGUGUACAUAGUUCAGGCUCCCACGGCUGAGGUCAAAGUCACCUGGCUGGCAGAGAUUCAAAAAAUUCUUUCCAACCAGCAAAAACUACAUCAAGAUGACACUCCAUCUCUUCCCCCUUCAGACAACCCUCUCUCUGACAGUGCAUCAGACGUGUGUGUGUCGUGGGGUGGCGCGCCGGUGGACGGCUGCUCAGCGUGUCUUCCUGUUCCUCACAGCUCUUCAGCGACAAGCCACUCCCACAAGUUCAGAGGGGAGGAGUCAACCUAUUCGAGCCCCGCCCACUCAGACCCUGUUGUUCAGUCACCUCGACGCAGUUGGCCUGUUCCUGCUCACUCUGUGGCGAUCUGCGAGGGCCUGGAGGACUGGGGGGCGACAGACCUCUCUGCUUUAUCUGACUCAGAAGAAGAGGAUCAGCCUUCACCACUGGUGGCAGGCAGGUACAGAGUCAUGGUAGAAAGCAGCAUGGCCAGCACUGACGACAUCGUCUUUAACUGUGGUGAUGUCAUCCAGCUGCUGUAUGAGGACUCAUCAGGAAUGUGGAUGGUGAAGAACAUAAGUCGUGGCGAGGAAGGUCGCGUCCAGCCCGAAGACCUGCACAGGAUUCUGGGGGAAACCUGCUGAGAGCCAAUCAGAYGGGAGAAUAGAUGACACAGCGUACUUUCUUCUGUUUUUCUCAAUCGGGCCACUGUUUACUCAGACAUCCCACCACRCCCACAGACUCCCAUGUUCCAUGAAGUAGCCAAGAAAGGGAAGCACAACAGCAGCCACAGGUUUUUUUACUAAAACAGUUUCACAUUAGAGAAACCUCCAUAUAAACCUCGAAGGAUUGUAAAAACUGAAAGCCAUAGAAGCUCUCUUUAUAUAUUUUAGCAGUGAUGCAGUCGAAGGAUGGAUUUUAUUUUAAAAGUUGUAUAAUUUCUAUUUUUUUACGACRUGUCACUGAAAGCAUACUGACAUAUCAUCUGUGUGCCAAACAGCUACACUAACCGCCACAGCUUCUUCUUGUGUAAACAUGAGAUUUUAUAGAAAACAAAUGAAGCUUUAUUGUGUGGUGAUGCUACUGCAGCCAUCUUUGUUAUUACAGUAUGUGCUUCUGAUGUGUACAGAAAUGGCCAUAUUAAUCCAUCUCUUAGUGGCAGAAAUGAACUUAGGAAGUCGUGCAGUUGCAUUUAAUUGGUGUAAAUAAGGGAAAAAAUAUAUAGAUUAAAAAAGGGAAAUUGUUUGUAUCAAAAUAUAACAGGUCACGCAGUGUGUGUGGUGGUUUAAGUGGUUACAUCUAAGAAAAAAAUAACAGUGCUAUCCUUCAYGUAUCUGUUUCAACAGCUGGAGCUUAAAUUUAAAUGGAGCCUUUCAUAAAACCCAGAGAUGCUUUAGAGCAGUGGUCCCCACAGACUGGGUCGGGACCCCUCUGUGCGUCAUGAAACAUCAAGCAAGGGUCACCAAACGAUUUCCAGACAUCGAUUUAAAUUCAAAUAAAUUGUUAAUGGAAUAUCUUCACCAUAGUUCCUGCAAAAAAAGAAUUAUACAAUAAUAAUAAAGUAAUAAAAGUAUGAUAGUUAUUAGGCUUACUUAUAUUAAUAUUAUGCCCAUGUUUAAUAGAGUUAUUAGCYAGGUUCAUAAACUGAGUUUAAAGUUUCUGCAACUGUUAUUUUGUGGGUCAGAAACUAAAACCUUUGAAAACCACUGCAUUCCAGGAUCAGAUUAUCAAAAAGAGGAGCAACAAAAGAGUCAGUUCAGAAAUGUAUGAGGGAAAAAAAAGUUAAAUAAGCAUUUUAGUACUUUUUUAUUUCCUGAGAGAAAGUGUUGCAAAUAUCAACACAUUUUUGGGUUGAAGCGUCAGAGAGACACUGAGGAGGAUGACCCUGCAGGGGCUUGUAGAUGGGAAGAAGAAUGCUUUUUAUGAAUUUGAGUCCUAAAUUAAAGCCAAAAAAGGGUCAGAGUGGUGUGGUGCCGCAGUUUGGUGCAGGCGAAAACAUUGACUGAAACUUUUCAGGAGACUCAGUCCAAAUGGGAGGUGAUGGAAGCCUGAAUGAGGGUUUCUGUCAUGAUGGUCAGGGUCUUAAGAUGUUGCUGAGAUGAAAAAAAGGCUGAUUUAUGACAGGUUUGUUGUGACUCCUGAAUAAGCCAGAGGCUGCAAACCUCACAGGAUGGGCAGACAUGGCACCUGUGGAUUAAAGGAAUAUUGCCAACUUUCUGAUUACAGUACUUAUGAUGAUUUAUGUUCUUAUUUACAGCAGAAACACUGAUUAUUAUUAUUAUUAUUAUUAUUAUUAUUAUUAUUAUUAUUAUUAUUAUUAUUGUUGUUGUUGUUGUUGUGAGCAGGUCCCAAUUCAAAUAUAUUUCCCCCCACAGAAUUUGUAAAAGAUAAACACUGAAAAUAAUCAUUUAAUGCAAAUAAUUCUCAGUUUACAGAUGUUUUGUUAUAAAUCAUAAUUAAUUAAUUGUGUUUGCUCAAACCCAAAGUUCAAUGCAUUCUGGAGGGUAACACUGUUAUUUGUUUACAACAAGACCCCUCAGGGCAGCGUUUCAACCAAAGUURAUUAACUUUUGCUUCCACCCAGACUUCUAGUAGUUUUCUGCAUUWAGGCACAGAAACACUUCUGUAAGACAGGAACUUCUAAGUGGAGCAGGUAACUCUAAUUUUUUGAUGAAUAAUGAAAGAAAAUGAAGACAGACCGCAUGCUAACAGAAUUUGCUGCAUUUAUUGAUGAGUGCUUUAUUGGUGGAAUCACCUCCACUGGCUUUUUUAGAUGGCUGUAAUUUACUUUUAUUAGUUUUUAUUGCUUAUGACUGCUGCUAUUUAAAUGUACUUUAUGUUGUACUCAAGUUUUGCAGUUUAUGAUGGAAUUAUUUAGAGUUUGCUGCUAAAACMCUUUGUCUACUGAAUGUUUUUAUUGGUUGCCAUUUUCAUGAAGAAAAUAUGUUUUUGUUGUCAGUUGUAGCUCAUUUCACUGCAUUCUGUAAGUUUGUGCUGCAGUAACAUUUUACACAAACAAUGUCAAGUGUUGGSGGGGUCUAACUGGAAAACACAAAGUGUUACUUAGAGUGGAAAAAGAUGAUGAAAAUUGACAAAAACAUUUAAAUUGAACUAUUUUGAAACUGCCUCAUUUGAAUUAAAUGUUCAGAUGCUUUUAAAAGUGGAAAUUAUGAUGCUUUACAGCCAAAAGAAUAUAAAAUAUUUUCUCAGUGCAGACAGGGUAAUUAUUUGAUGCAGUUGCUAACAGUUUUUGCAGGUGAAUGUGAAUUUGUAAAUAAUACAUUUUAGAUACAGAAAAARGAGGGAAAAACACUUUCUUGGACAGUUUGAAGAUGCUUUUCAACUGUUCAGAUGACAAAUACAUUCUUUCUUGUAUCUCUGUGUUCCGGGUAGAUCCGAUAUAAACUCUGCAUUUAAAGGUGUUUCCAGUAAUCAUUAUAACUAGAAACAUUGUGUCACACUGAACUGGUUUCUGUGUGACACAAGGGGUCCGUCAGUUUCAGCCACAUUGUACCUUGAACUAUUGCUUUUAGCUCACUUUGCACUGAUUAGACAUCAUGGAGAAAGAUUGUAAUGUGAUGCAUUCUGUUAAAUGAAAUAUAAGCACACAGUUUUAUUUGA